GCACGACCCGUCCUGGUUCUGAUAGUUCUGCCAUGAGAUCCGGAGGAGGUAUGAGCAGGUGGAGGUGAGGAGCAGCGCCGACCUGAUUGGAGGAGAAAAUGGCCCGGAGGAGUGUGGUUCUGUGGACGCUGGGGGCCGUGCUGCUGUCCGGGCUGCUGUGCACCGAGACGGAUCCCAGCCAGGACCUGGUGGAUUCGGACCCGCUCUCCUUCAGAAAGCACUCGGUUCUGAUCCGAAGGAAGAGGAGCCUGCUGUUUCCCAGCGGAGUGAAGCUCUGCUCCCAGGAGACGCUGGACCAGGCCGUGUCCAACCACCUCCACUUCUUCCACCUCAGAGUGUGCCAGGAGACCGUGUGGGAGGCCUUCAAGAUCUUCUGGGACCGACUGCCGGACCGGGACGAGUACCAGGCCUGGGUCAACCGCUGCAUCGACGGAUCGGUCAGCAUCCAGGACAUCGGCAGCUUCUUCAGCCAAUCAGAGGAGCAUCAGAGCCUCGUCAGGAGCAGAGUCGCCCUGGCUGCUGCCUUGAACAGUGUGCCCAUCUCCUCAGGCUCUCCUCCAUGCAGAACGGCACCGCCUGUCCAGACUGAACCGCCUGCCGUUUGGACUCAACCAGGAGACAACAGUGUCGCCCUUGGAUCAGAAGCUAUUACAGUCCGUCAGCAGGAGCUUUCUCCAGUCACCUCUUGGACUCCAUCGCUGUCUGCAACCAAAGCUCCACUUAGAGAGGCUGCAGCGACUUCUCCUGCAGAUUUAACCGCUGACCCUGCUGUUGAUGCUAUGCCAGAAGACUCAAAUGAUAUCCUGGAAACUGUACCAAGUAUUACUUCACAGAGUCCGGCCGAGGUCGUCAGAAACCUUUUAAAUGUUGGAGUCACUUCAGAGGAGAGUGUAGAGAUGAUCACGGAUGUUUUCCACCCUAUUACACACCAGCCUGUUGACCCGGUGGGUCAGGAGAUUGGGACUGAUGUCGGCAGAGCAGAAGAAGAACAACAGCUUUUUGAAACUACUACUGAAGAGUUGAACAGUGUGUCUGUAGUAAUACCAGAGGAUGAGGAACCGUCAACACAGCUGGUUGCUCAAGAAGUCCUCACAGAACCUGCGGUUGUGGUUCUUUCAAAGCCCACCACGCCCCCUGCUGUAGAAACUUUCACUCCAAUUAUCACUCCUGUUGUUGCUGAAGACAUACCUGGGACAACUGCUAGGAGUUUAGUUAGUCCCAUCCAGGAGGAAAUCCUGGAUAACUCUUUAGAUCCCAUCCCUGGUGUUACUUUGACUGAGACACCUAGAGAGGCAGUACAUGAAUCCAUUGUUGAAACUGUUGCGCCUGAAACUGAUGUUUCUUUGGGUUCUAAAGGUGAGGCGGAAUCGCCACAGGUAGACGAUCCAUCAGAGGCAGCAGUAGAAGUUAGCCAAGAUGAAAUAACGGUCAGCAAAGAGACGACACCAACUGUGUUUCUGAUGGUAGAGUCUGAAGACGAGACGGAAAUCAAUGAGAUUCCAGAGCAAGAAUCUGUUCCCUCUCAGGACUCCAUCCUGAUGACUACCAGCAAGAUGGAUGAAGUAACACAAACUACUGAGAUGACAAUCAAACCUCUCCUUACUGUAGAAGUAGAGAUUGUUCAAGAAACCCCAACAAUACAGACAAUGACACCUGAGGAAACUACCAAAGAAACUAUUCUUGUUUCAACAUCAAUGCCAGAGCAUGUGAUAGAGGUGGAAACAAARCAUGAAAGUACUGUUAUACUUACAGAAGAUAAUAUGGUGGAAGGAGAAACAGAGACUGGUGUUGAAAUGGAAAGUUUUCAGACAGAAAAAACCAYUAUAGACACAACAGAAGAGCAGCCGGAACCAUUGGAAAAAAAGUUCACUGAAGAGGAACCAGUGACGGUUAAAACUGAAACAGAUGACGCAAAAACUGAAACUACAGGAGGUUCUGCAGAACCUAAAACACCUGCAGAACCCAAAGAACAAAAUCAGCAUGGCAUUAUAGAAGAACCAGCACCCAGAGAAGAAACUGCACAUGAACCAGAACUUGAAGGAGAACCACCAGGAACUGUUUCAAGGGAACCAGAAAUGGUAGAAAAAACAACAGAAGAUAAAACAGAGCUAGGAGAUGACACAGAACCUGCAGAAGUCAGGACGGUUGAGAGACCGGCACAUGACCUGCAACUCAAGUUAGAAAUUCUUGAGAGAGCAGAGCCUGCAACAGAGUUGACUUUCACAGGAGAAAUUACAGAAAUACCGUCAGAACCAACAGAACAGAAAGUUGUCAAAGAACAAAGAACAGACCCUACUGGAAAUCCAGUACCAGAACCUGAGGCCACAGGCGGACCAAUCCAAGAAAUAAGCUCCACUUUAGGGACAAAACAAAAAGCAGAACCAACCACUAAACCACCAGGGGAGACAGAGCUAGCUCCAGAAAUGGAAAUCACAGAAACAAAAGCACCAGAACCCACAGCUCAACCAGAACAGUUUCCACAACCCACAGUAGAACCAACACCAGAUACCGUCACAGAACCAAUGAAAGAAGAAAAAACAGAAGCUGCUGGAGAUCGAGAAAAGGAACCUGAAGUCACUGUGAAACCAGCUCAGGAAGUACAUCCCUCUGAAGAAUCAACUCAAAAACCAGAACCAACCACUAAACCACAAGAACCCAAACCAGCGGAAGGAACUGCAACCAUUGAAAAAACAGUUGAAGCAAAAUCCCCUGAACCAUCACAGGUUCCAGAAUCUACCGUAGAGCCAUCCCAAGAAAUAGAUUCUAUCGUCGAUCAAGGGAAACAAGAAGACUCUACAAGGCAACUGGCUGAAGAGGAUCCAGAUGUAAAACUGGAACAAGAACCAGUGCAAGAACCUGAGUCAACACAGAAACCAGGCCAGGAACCCGAACAAAUCAAAGAAUCAGCUCAAGAAAGAGAACCAACCACUGAACCCACAGAAGAAAUAACCAAAGAUGAAAGACCUCAACCCACAAGAGAUCCAGAAAAGACAACAGACUCCUCCACAGAGACAAUAAAAGAAGCUGUACCCGCCAAAGAACCCGCUCCAGAAGCAAAGGCUGUAGAAGAACCAUCCAGAACCUCUGAGAAACCAACACAAGAUCCUUUACCCAUAGAAARAAUAGCUCAAGAGGUUGAACUCAUUAAAGAAACAACACAAGAAGCCGAAUUAACCAUUGAACCCGCUCAAGAAAUGGACCACAUAGAAGAACCAACUAAAACAGAACCUACAAGAGAACCAGGCCCCAAAGUAGAAACUGCUGAAGAUCUUCUACACAAAAUAAAACUUGAACAAAUAGCCAAAGAGACAGAAACCGCCGAGCAGCCAGAAUUGGUGCCAGAGCCAACAGACUUUAAAGAUACUUCUGAAGAGGCAGUAAAAGAACCACCAGCAAAACCUACCAGAGAACCACCACAAGAAUCCGAACCAGAUAAAGAUCCAAAACCCAGGGAAUCUGUACCAGAAACAGAACUCUCCAAAGAGACUGAGACAAUAGUAGAACCAACAAGACAACCAGCACCAGGUGAACCUGUAGGAGAACCUUCUGGUAAAAUGGAACCUACAGAAGGACUUGAAGAGACUGAACCUCAUUUAAGACCUGAUGUAGAUGAAGCUGGUGUUCUUCCAACAUCUUCAGAUGCAGCAGGGGAACCAUUUAAGGUUGGAGAUGACAGAACCUCUGAGACAUCAGAUAAAGUAGCCAAAGGAACAACAGAUGUUCCAGAGGAGUUGUUGGUACCACAGACCCCUGAAAGAGAAGCGACUAGUGUAACUAUUGAAGGCCCAGAAGACUCAAAACGAUUACCUGUGACUGAGUUGGAGGGAGCUAUUGGACAAGACAUAGUAGCUGGAUUUCCACAUGGUUCUGAAGGGGAAACCAUCAAAGAAACUAUUUCCCACGAGGUUGAACCUGCGAUGAAAGUGACUGAAAAUGUUCUUGAAGCUGAAGAACCCAGUGAAACACCUCCAGAAGUUGUGACCAAAGCCCUUCUAGAGACACCUUCUGAAGAAAGAUCCAUCAAGACUGUCAACCCUGAUGAGCUUCCUUCGGAGGAAACGGUCAAGACUGUCGUCCCUGAAGAAACAACCAAGACUGUCGUCCCNGAGGAAACAACCAAGAUCGUUAUCCCUGAGGAAAAGUUCUUACCAAGAGAGAACGGUACCCUAGUGGUUCUCCCACCAGCCAACGAAGCUCCAGGUGUAGCAGAGGAAACUACACCAGGAACAUCAACAGUGGGACCUACCGAGGAGGCAACCACUCGGUCCACAACACGCUCUCCUAAGAAUGUAGUGGAAACCAACAAUGGAAACUUUCCGGAUGUACCAGUCCGACCCUAUGUAGAACAAGACAUCUUUUUGGGGAACAGUGACUUUGUGGAGGAGGAAGAGGAAGAUAAUUCGAUUGGUAAUGAGAUAGACGACACGCUGCUGCGACCCCCGCAGCCAAUGAAGGAGUUUGUGGUGGAGCAGCGGAUCAAACUAAAGGGAGAAACCUACAGCAACGCUCUGAGAGACCCCAGCAGCUUCCAGUACCAGCAGCUGGCCAAGCAGUUCAAACGCAAGGUUGAAGACGCCUUCGACAGGCUGCCAGGCUUCAGGAGCCUUGACAUAAUUGAAUUCAGGCCUCAGAAGGACCUGCAGCGGGGUCUGGUGGUGCAGGUCCACUACGCCAUCACUCUGGAUCUGGAGGUGGACAGCGGUGGGAUCUCCAGCGACACUCUGGACUUCAUCAUUCUGCAGAACAACCAGGUGGAGCGGAGCUACGUUGGAUCCGCUGAGCAGCCUACAGUCAUCUACACCAUCACUGAUUUCCGUAACUACAUCACCGAAGCUCUGCACAAAGACAACGUCCUGACCAACGGCAGCCUGGACAGCCUGGAAAAUGCAGGGAACGUUCCUCCUGUGGGACCUACAAGUAAACCGGAUGAAGCUUACAACAACAUGGAUAACAUACUGGCUGCAGAGAAACCUCCCGAUGCGCCGAUCCAUGAGCCAGACACCAGUGAGGUUUUCCUGAAGAAGGAGGACUUCCUGUUUGACACCAGGGACCAGUGGAAAGGUCCACACAGUGAGGAAGUGAGUGAAAAUGACGUCUUCUUAUUCGAUGAAAGUACAACAUCUCCACAGACCGUUAAAGGCCAAAAGACAGUUGAUCUGGAGCCGAUAACUAAAGACGAUGGAGGAAACAUUGAAGGUGAGGGAUUCCUGCUCACUACGCCUCCCAGCGCUGAGGAUGACCACCAUGUGGAAAACCAAACGGUGGUUCCUGAAGGUUCCCCUGCAGUCACUUUACCUCCAAAACCCUCUGAGGCCAUGUCUGAUCAUGGCUCUGGAUCUGGUUUCUCUGGAGAUUAUCAGGAUUCUUAUCUGUGGUCUUUGGAGGCUUCAGAAACAUCUGACAUCACUUAUGACCGGGGGGUCGGUAGCCAUGAAGUCCUACCACCACCUGACCUGGAGAUGGACACGGAUGAUGCUGCUGUGGAACCAGCAACCUCUAAAACCGAUUAUGUUUUACUGGAGACAACCUCCAUGUCUGAUGACUCUCACACACAGAAACCUCUGGGUGAUGUUCUGGAGAUGCCUCUGAGCACAGACCCACCAGACUUCACCACUCCUCAAGUUCUUCUACCUUCAACUGAGGCAGCCAUGACGGUGGACUUUUCUGUUCAAACAGUGGAAGCAUCUGGUUUCCAUGACGACUUUUAUCUGAUUGAGCCUCAGUCCCUAACAGUUACAUCCUCUCCUGAACCUAAAACCUGGACUCCAGCUGAUUUUGGCAUCGGGCAUCAAGAGGCCACUGAAAACCUGGAGGAAGAGAUUUUAGGGGUCACUGUCUCAGAUAUCCUAAAGAUGAAAGGUGAAGAGGUUAUUGUUCUUGAUUUACCAGAAACUCAAACUGAAGCUCCUCUCACUCUGGACCUGCCUACAUUUGUUGAAGUGCAGGCGGUCACAGUCGGUGAACUCAGUGGUGAAACAGCCACUACUGGUCCAGAACAGCCUCAGGUUCUGGCUGACAAAUCUGAGCCGCCGCUUCCAGAAACAAGAGCAACCAGUGAGAUUGAGAUUUUGGAGGAGCAGCAUUUAGGAACCACUCAGUCCCCCACGACAGUACCUUCCACUGAAGGUCUGGACCAGGACCUGGCUGUGGAUGAAGUCAUUGCUGUCACUACAACCACAGCAGCUCCAGUCCCAACUUCACCCCCAGCCCUGGAGCAGAGCGUUGCACUGUCCCCUGAAAAGGAGUCGCCUUUCACUCGAGUGUCUGACUCGGUGCCAGAAGAUGAGGAUCUCUUUCACCACGAGGAGGCCACUGAUAUUUCCACAAGCUCCACUUCUUCAGACGUUUUUCAGUCGACACCAGGAGAAAAGACUCCAACUGAUUCUGGACGGGAAUCACUGUAUGCUUCAGAGCAACACAUGGAGACAACUGAACCUUCAGGAGAGGAAGCAGGACCUCUUACAACAACAAAUGAACCUUCUGAKGGAAUUGUAAAACCUUUGGAUGAGGAAGAAGGACCUUUUAAACCUGAAGAACCUCCAAAAGACAAAGCGGACCCUCUGGAGGAUGCCGGAGUCAAACCACAUGUAGAAUCCUCAGAAACUGAAACUGUGACAGUGAAGAGUGAAGCUUCUGGUGGAGGAAAGCAAACUCCUCUGGAGGACUUGGAGUCGACAUCACUGGGAGAACAACCUGGAGAAGAUCCCGACUCUCCAAAAGGAGAAGUUGUGGAAGUGCAACCAUCAGGACAAGAACUGGAAACCUCUAGACCUGAAGAAGGGACUUUAGGGGGCAAAUUAGAACCUGCUGAAGAACAAAAAGAACAUUUUGGGGGAGAGGUAGAACCUAAAUCUUCAGAAGUAAAAGUAGAACCUACUGGAGAAGGAGAAGUAACUCCAGAGGUGAAAAUUCAACCUUCUGGAAAAGGAACCGAUCCUCCAGUUGUGCCUGUAGAGCCUGUUGAAGGACAUUCUGAAGAGGUGCAAAGGUCACCUUCUGCAGGAGAAGUAAAACCUUUAGAAGAGGAAGGAGAACAUUUUAGAAAGGAAGUGGCUCCUUCACAUGGGGAAGUGGAACCAGAACCUUCUGGAGAAGUAGUCAGCAGUCUCCUUCCAACACCGUCUUCCUCACAGCCCAACGUUAACGACAGCUCAUCUGUCAUCAACCUGGACUAUGACUUCUCUGACAUGCCCAGUAUUGAUGUGAGCAUCGACCUGUUCCAGUACGGCUCUGGGGAAGCUGAUGGGGAAAGCAGUGGCUUCUCCAGUGAAGCUCGGGGUUCAGACCUGGAAGCUUUUCCUUUACCAGGCCGGCCGGGCAGAGCUCUGACCGUGUUCUUCAGCCUGAGGGUCACCAACAUGGCGUUCUCCAGGAACCUUUUCAACAAAAGCUCCUCAGAGUACAAAUCUCUAGAACAGCAGUUUAUACAGCUGCUGGUCCCGUACCUUCAGUCCAACCUGAACAACUUCCAGAACCUGGAGAUCCUGAACUUCAGAAACGGCAGCAUUGUUGUUAACAGCAGAAUGCGUUUUGGCAAACCGGUUCCCAAAGAGGUCACCAACAUCAUCUACCUGAUUCUGGAGGACUUUGCCAACACGGCCUACCACACCAUGAACCUGGCCAUCGACAAGUACUCACUGGACGUUGAAUCAGGUGACCGGGCGGAUCCCUGCAAGUUCCAGGCCUGUAACGAGUUUUCCAAGUGCAUGGUGAACCAGUGGUCAGGAGAGGCAGAGUGUGUGUGCGAUCCUGGAUAUCUGAGCAUCGACGGCCUGCCGUGUCAGAGCAUCUGUGACGCUCAGCACAACUUCUGCCUCAACGACGGCAAAUGUGACAUCAUCCYUGGCAAGGGCGCCAUCUGCAGGUGUCGUGUUGGUGAGAACUGGUGGUACCGCGGUGAGCACUGCGAGGAGUACGUCUCUGAACCCCUGGUGGUCGGCAUCGCCAUCGCCUCGGUGGUCGGCUUCCUGUUGGUGGCUGGAGGAAUCAUCUUCUUUCUGGCCAGAACCCUCAGAGAGCAGUAUGACGGUGAAGACACGGAGGACCCACUCAGGCGCCAUGAAAGCRUUCCAACUUUGGAGCGAGCCACGAAGUUCAACCCGAUGUUUGAGAGCGACCCGGUCUCUGCUCAGUACUACCGSCGCUAUGAUGACAGCCUGCCCCAGUACCACCAGUGCUGCGACUCCACCCUGAACCAGUGCUGCUCCAAAGAACUGACCAGUGAAGAAAUACAGAGCAUCUGCCAGAACACGGCUCUCUCCAAAGAGGAGAUCCAGGAGCGUCUCAGAAUAAUCGAGUUGUGCUCCAGAGAUCAGCGCUUUGCAGACUUUGUCCGGCAAACGCAAGUAUUCCUGGAGAGGAGAGGAAGCUCCACAACGUAGCGUCCAGGCAACCGCAGACCUCCAGAAACCAGCACUACGUCUGUAACUGGAGGAGGAAGACCAGUCUAUCAUGAUGCUGCUGUUCGCUGAGCUGAAGGUGACCAGAUGCUGASAGAUGUUGGAAUUWAUUUUUUUGCCCUGAAGUGAACUUGAUUUUUGAUUCCAUUCUGUGUUUUUGUAUCCUGAUGUCUUGUUUUGAAGGAACACUUUGAUUUCUGAUCUUUGAUCGCUGGACGUUACCUCUGUCUUACACAUUCUGCCAGAUUUCAUCUCCAGCUUGGAUCGAAGGGUUUCUGGUUGCAUCCUGACCUCCUGGUCGCCACCCGGGCUUGUCUGAGGURUAAUCCCGGACGCCGGUGACCGGCAGCGUUUCUCCCUCUGGUGCCUUCACUGUUCUGUUAGCUCUUCUGGGAUGUGAUGCAAACAGAACCCUUGAUCAAAAGCAACUUUGACAUAAAUCCACAACACCAAACAUCAUCAACCUCCUGCUUUUUCUACUGCUUUCUCAUCACUGAUGUUUACAUUUCUGUACUAGAGGUAGAGCUUAACUCUGACUCCAUGAAAUGAUGAAUAUGUCUAGUUUGUGUUUUCUAAGACUUUGGCUGCUUCUCAUUAGAGCAAGGCGGAUCCAACCUUUCCCUUCAGUUUUAUUAAUGUGUUUAUUUUGUGGAUCUGAAACAUCUGGAUCUUGUAGAACAAAUGAUUUGGACAAAAGACAACUUUUAGUUCUUCAGAGAUACUCUGGUACCUGAUUACCGAGCAAACAAAGCACCAACACAACAACAUGGGUCCAAUCGAGCUGAGGUUACUUUAAUGUCAGGCUCCUGCAAAAGGUGCUAAUCAUUUGAUGUCAUCGCUAAAUGUUCAAGUUAUUCACCGAGUUGUUCACGGACGAAAUGUUGUGACCCAACAACAAAAUCAUUUGUUGUUUCAGUGAAAGUCUCUGGUACUUUCGGCUGUCAUGAUCUGUUUCUGUUACGGUAUUUUCUUGAUCCAGUUCUGAAUAUCAGCUGGCUUUAUGGCUUUAUGGCUUUAUGUCUUUAUGUACGUUGUUUCACAUUUAUUCAUGUUUUUUGCUCUCUGAAGUUCCCACUAUGCUGUUUUUAUGAUAAACUAUUUUCUAAUCUUGAAAAAAGCUUSUACUUCAUCCCCAGAACGACGUGUCUAAUUACCGAAAAUACAAACCUGAACGUUGAAGCAGCAUAACAACUUGCUUGUUUUUAGAUGUGCUAAUAGAGACCAGGAACAAGUUUUAUCUUAAUUUCCCUCCUAAAUGUUUAUCAUGACGUUUUAAAAAGCCGUCUUCCUCCAGCUCCUCAGACGGUUUUAACGUUUGAAUGUUGACGUUCUCGGCCCUCAUGUCCGUCGCUGUGGUUUGUAUUGUGUGCUUUUAUGCCGGUUUGUCUGAUUUUUAGUCUAAAGCUGUAAUGUAAGCGUGGGAGGUGGCGCACUUUUUAAAAUAAAAUGCUAACAUUUUUUUACACA
Molecule: messenger RNA, 9866 nt
Organism: Poecilia reticulata (guppy)
Lineage: Eukaryota; Metazoa; Chordata; Actinopteri; Cyprinodontiformes; Poeciliidae
Source: RefSeq, a predicted model, not a curated record